Molecule: messenger RNA, 2485 nt
Organism: Drosophila biarmipes
Lineage: Eukaryota; Metazoa; Arthropoda; Insecta; Diptera; Drosophilidae
Gene: Gpo3
Product: glycerol-3-phosphate dehydrogenase, mitochondrial
Exons: 2
Coding region: 162-2348 (728 amino acids)
Biological process (GO): glycerol-3-phosphate metabolic process
Cellular component (GO): mitochondrion; glycerol-3-phosphate dehydrogenase (FAD) complex
Molecular function (GO): glycerol-3-phosphate dehydrogenase (quinone) activity
Source: RefSeq, a predicted model, not a curated record
UUGUUAUGUCAUUGGAGAAUGCCACGUAUCAUUUAAGAGCAGUUUCCUUUUUAAACCUUCUGGAAAAUCUUUCGAUAAAUUGGGUAGCGUUUGAAAUAAGGCGCGACCCGUCAAAAUUCUAAAUUUCUUAGUGUUGCCUGCCGAUUGGAAAAUCCGCAAAGAUGAUGUCCAAGCUGGGAGCCAUCCUGGCCCGAAGGACAGCUUGUUCCAGCGAUAAACGCCGUAUACUUGGCCACGGACUAUGGUUUGCCCAGCAGCUCAGCAGGGUCAGAGUUCGCGGAGGUCACUGCUGCGGCGGCAUGAAGGUGGUGCCCUCGCGCGAGGAGCACCUGAACGCCCUCAAGGGUGAGGAGUUCGAUGUGCUGGUCAUCGGCGGAGGAGCGGUGGGCUGCGGUUGCGCAGUGGACGCGGCCUGUCGAGGUCUCAAGACCGCCCUCAUCGAGGCGGAUGACUUUGCCAGCGGAUCGAGUUCGCGUUCCAGUAAACUGAUCGAUGGCAGUGGAUCCUACCUGGGCACCGCUCUCCGGGAAAAGGACAUCGAGCAGCUGUACAUCAUGCUGCAGAUGAUGAGCGAGCGGGUGACCAUGCUGAAGAACGCCCCGCACCUGAACCGCAUCCAGCCGAUGAUCAUACCCAUAUACAGCGUGCUGCAGAUGCCCUGCACCUGGCUGGGAUUGAAGGUCUACGACUUUAUAUCUGCCGCAUCGAAUGUGCGUGGGUCGCACUUGCUCUCAAGGGAGGCCACCCUCUACGAGUUUCCGCUCCUGAAGACUAAAGGUCUGCGCGGAGGAGUCGUCUACUACGAUGGCCAGGUGGACGACGCCCGGAUGUGCAUCGCCUUGGUGAUGACCGCCGUCGCCCUGGGCGCCAAUGUGGGCAAUCACAUGGAGGUCGUGGAGCUCAUGCCCAUGGAGGGCUGCUGUCGGGUGGUCGGGGUCAGGGACAAGAUCUGCGGCGAGCAGUUCUACAUACAGGCCAAGUCGAUAAUCAAUGCCACGGGCACCAACACGGAUGCCAUCCGGCAGAUGGACAAGGAAGGCACGGCUCCUAUUCUGGCGCCCACUGUAGGAACCCAUGUCUCACUGCCCCGCUACUUCGGCUCCGGGCACUACGGCCUGCUGAGUCCGGCGCACAGAAAAGAGGACCUCACCAUUUUCAUGGUGCCAUUCGAAAACCACACGGUUCUGGGCAUUCGCGAGACGGAAAUGGAUGAAGUGCCCGGCCGUGGGAGUCCCACUCCCGAUCCGGAUGACGUGGACUGUCUGCUGGAGGCGGCCAAAACCAGGAUGGAGCCCUGCGUAGAGCUGGGACGCUGCCACGUCCUGAGCGCCUGGACGGGAGUAAAGCCCAACGUGAGCUGCCCGACCGGCAAGUCGGAGGAGGAAGAGGAAAAGCGGGGAUCCCCGAUCAGCAGCUAUGUGAUUGAGGUCAGCGAGGAGGGACUCAUCACGCUGGCCGGUGGCCGUUUCAGUAGCUAUCGUGUAAUGGCCGCCGAUGCCGUCGACAUGGCUAUCAAGUCUUGUGGAUUGUGUGACGACCAUGUGACCUCGAGUUGGACGCAAGACCUUAAGCUGGACGGCGCCGAGUCCUGGUGCUGCAUGCUGCCGCUGGAGUUUGUCCAGGACUACGAUGUGCCCAUGGAUGUGGCGCAGCACAUAUCCGAUUCAUAUGGCUGGAAUGGGCAUGCCCUAUUCUCGGAUGCUCCCGAUCUGAGGAAACGUCUGCAUCCCAACUUCCCGUACAUCGAGGCAGAGGUCCAGUAUGCGGUCCGGAACGAGUACGCCUGUACACUGGUGGAUAUCAUCGCAAGGCGCCUACGCAUCGCCUUCGUGGACGCAGCCGCCUCGCUGCACAUGCUCCCGAAGAUCCUCAAGAUCAUGGCCGAGGAGAAGGGUUGGGAGGAGGAGCAGCAGCAGAAGCAGAUGCUGGCGGCCCAGGAGUUCCUGGUGCGCCAGAUGGGACUCGGUACGAUAGUCCGGCCCAGGGGCACGAGCAAGAGCCAGCCGAAGAAGAAGGCCUCCUCGGAGGGAUGUUGUUGCCGGGCAGCUGCUCGCAAGGAGGCCAGGAGCUACUCCAGGGGUCACCCUCGGAUGGUAGUUGCCAGCAAGGAUGAUGACCUUAAGCCUGUGCCCAUUCACAGGUACAGCAAGGACAGCUUCCAGCCCCUGGCCACCCAAAAAUCCAACAAAAAUGUCCGUAAAGCCACAGAUUUCUUGCCCUUCACCUCGGGCAUUACCCACCAAGCGGUGGUGGACAAUGAUCGAUCUAAAUCCAUUGCCUCUGGCGGCUGGUCGGUUGGCAAGAGAGAACUCAUCAUCAACGCUUGGCGCAACAAGUUCAUGUGCUAACAUAUUUUUAGACAUUGUAAAAGUUUGACUUUAGACUCGGAUAUUUCAAAAUUGUAGGUAUCACAAUUCGUUCCGUGCGGGUCUUUCUAAGCCAAAAAUAAAAUCCACCUGUUUUGGUACUAGUUAUUAUUUACAAA